This is a messenger RNA of Ylistrum balloti, 1062 nucleotides long. RefSeq lists its product as uncharacterized. The transcript has 4 exons. Lineage: Eukaryota; Metazoa; Mollusca; Bivalvia; Pectinida; Pectinidae. The coding region runs from base 1 to 1062 and encodes 353 amino acids. Gene Ontology annotation, cellular component: acetylcholine-gated channel complex. The record is from RefSeq and is a predicted model, not a curated record.
AUGGCCUUUUGGACUGUGAUUUUCGUAUUUGCGACCACGUUUUGGACAAGGGAGGUAACUUCAUACACGACAUGUACAAACGAGACACAAAACUUCCAUGGCUACACAUACGUGAUCGACAGAGUGACAUCAGAAAAAAUGUGGUCCCACUGUAAGUUCCCGAAUCCCAGAUUUGACGCCUUGCUCUGUGGAAUAGAUGGGUCAACUUCCCAACACUACGUGUGUGAUCCCGACAGACUUAUUACGUCACAAGUUCUAGCCGUUGAUAAAGCACUGAAGACUAUACAAGAACAGACAUCUACACAGUGUACAGCUCCCAAUGGGGAAGUCCAGAGCUUCAUCGUUGCUAUGGCGCUCAUCAAUCGAAUGCGCAUCCCAGAUUUCAGCGAUGUGAAUAUUUGUAUCAACGACUGUGGUCAAAUUCAACCUGCAGUCAAUUCCUUAUCAGCGGAAAUAAACACAGCACAAAAGGACACCCUAAUGGAAAACUUCGCCAGUUUUCUCAGGGCAGAGUGGGGUAUGGGGGCGUGCGGAAAUGACGUCAUUAUCCUCUACUGUCAGGAAUUCGAUCUUUUGUACGUUUCCGCAGGGUAUGGAGCCAGCAAUUUUAUCAACUCCGCUGUGAUCUCAGAUAUUUCAUCUACAUUCGCAUCUUAUAAAGCCGGGGGUAAUAUCGCUGACGCUCUACUUGUCAUCUCGGAAAAACUCCGCGUCACACUGCGGAGCGUUACACCAGCUUACAUCCUUCUAAUCCUCAACAUGAUCGGACUUGUAGUGUUAGCAAUUGUUCUCUUCAUUUUCCUGUAUCUACGUGACCUUGAGUAUAACGUUUGGGGUCGCAAUGGCGUAUGGCGCGUGCUAGGAGAAGUGGUUUAUUGGCUGUCCGGAGCGUGGAUCAUUCACGGUAUUCUGUACGUCGUAGUCUUUUCGUCAGUUAAGGCGCCAUAUGCCGGAAUUCUUGCUGCCCUCAUUGCUGGGGCUAUAAUGGUAGCCAUAUUUGUGUACGAAGACACGCUUUCCCAUGACGCAUUGGUGGCCUUGUCAUCAAAUGCGACAAUAUAG